Molecule: messenger RNA, 3286 nt
Organism: Lineus longissimus
Lineage: Eukaryota; Metazoa; Nemertea; Pilidiophora; Heteronemertea; Lineidae
Product: transmembrane protein 272-like
Exons: 5
Coding region: 214-768 (184 amino acids)
Source: RefSeq, a predicted model, not a curated record
UACAGGCCUUUGAAUCAUGACCAAUCCAACUAGGGCUGCACUAGGAAACCGGAAGAGGGUGACCUGAUUGAUAACAUCAGACAAGAACAUGAACUUCCUACAUAAAAACUGAAUGGACCAUCACCAACAAAUUCCAGAAACUCAUCUAUUUAUGCUGAAAUUAAUACUCCUGCAGUCAAAUUUUGAAAAGAAGACAAAAGGCCAACCCAAGGCAUGGAAAGCAUCACUGGUCCCCUCAUAGCCUUGUCCAGUACAUUUUCAUUCGACGGAAGCCGAUCAUAUAAAAUCUUUGUUGUUGUGUCAUUGCCAGUAUGGAUCGUGACAGUCAUAUUUGGUUCAGUCUAUGUAGGUGAAUGUCCAGUGCAGCCACUUUUACAAGUCUAUCUAAUAGUCGCAGGCUGCAUUGGUAUUCUGAAAUGCGUCCUCAACAUUAUCCAAUGGAUGAGUUGCACCGAGCCAAGCGAAGAUGGAGUGUGCAUGGACUGCAUGCCAUUUGAUUUCCUCCUCAUCUUUUUCUUAGUUAUAUGGACUAUGAUUGGAAAUUACUGGAUGCAAGAUGCCAUCAAGAAUCAAAGUUUUAUGGAAUCGAGUCCAGAUUAUUGCAACCCGGCCCUCAGUUGGUAUACAUUAGUCUUUGCGGUCAUCUGUGACAUCCUCUUUGUGUCAAAGAUCGUUCUUUAUUGCUGCUGGGGUACAUACUGCGACUCCUGUGACUGUUGCAACAGGCUGGGUUACACGUCGAUUAAUCAACCCCAACCGAAUGCUUGACUUAUGGACAAAACUUAUAAACAGAACUAUAAGGUUUGGUAUAAUCAAUAGCUAUCUUUGGUGAUUGGCCAACACUACUGUCAACUACCAACUUCCAUUCAGAUAUUAGUAAUAGUGAUAUCAAAUUUUCGUUUGAAUUCAUUCAUCCGCAUGACCAUAAGUUCUAUCUUGAGAAAUCAAAAUUGUAAGCCUACUCCUGGAAAAUUACAUUUUUCCAUCUUUCCGGAAGAGAUAUUCCAGAUUCUCUUCCUGGUUUCAGCCAGCCUGAAAAAGUUCAAGUACGCAGUAAGAAAUAGAGUAACUGGGUCAGUAGCAACAGUUAAAUGACAAGAUUGUCAAGUAACUCCAGAUCGCUGUAGGUGUUCUAGUCGCUCAAAGUGAACUCAACCUCUCAAAUUGCACAACUGAUGAUCACAGCUUGCAUCACUUACUCUUAAUGUGGCCAUGACUAAAAAUAGUAUUCAACUGCUUGGUGCUGUGCAUCAAAAUUGUCACUGUGGCCAAUUGUUGGAGGAAGGAGGAGUCCAUUGAUUAUGUUAUAGGGGGAGCAAUUUCACCAACUAAUGCAGCCAAGAUAAUACCUUAUAGAGGGGUGAGAUUUUCCAGGCGAUCAGAAUUGACCACCUGAGUUGACAAAAUGUUGGUCAAUGGAUUUCUCUUCCCUGAUAACAAGUGCACAAUUUAUAUGAUAUUACAAGUGUACCAUCGUGACAAGAGCCAACAGAACCCAAGCAAACAUAUUACAGGGCACAGUAGAAGGCAAUCGAAGACGUGGUCGACAAAAAUGGAUUUGGAUGGAUGAGAAAAGGACCUAAGACCUGAUCGGCUGUACAGAAGAUAGACAACUGUGGUGUCAUGUAGUCAACUGAAGAGGGUUGCCGCAUCACUGCGGGAGAGAUACACAGUGUCCAUAUGCUUACGGUAAAAAGCCUUAGGAUCACAGCAAAGCUGCUGCUGAGAACAGGAGCAAUAUAACUGUCAACAUCUAAGGACCCUGCAGCAGAAGUGUCUCAAAGGAUGAUAACAAGCCUCUAAUCAGUUCCCAGAGCCCUUGUAUCCUGGUUGUGUUUGACAUCAUCUUGAAACAUAAGUGCCGCUGAUCAACAAACCUGCAUUUUAUGGCUUGACCACUUAGAUCCACCAUCUUCCAAGUGUCACAAGAACUUUUAUAAGUAGUCCCCUCCUCUCCCAUAGGGGACUCUAAGAGCUCAAUUGGUACUGAAUAGUGGUCCAAAGAUCUGUGGUUGGAAUCCCAUUCAAGGCAACUUCAGGCUUGUGUUCGUAUUAAUUUCAUUCUUAACGCAAAGGCCCAAUGAUGAUUAUUUGAUCAGAGUUGAGUAGCAACCUAGAUCAAAGCGUCUACAACCAUAUUUUAUUUGAAGGCAGUAAAGGCUUACCAGUAAUCCAUGAAAAGUACACAAAAUAUUAAUUUUUUGAACAAAUUUGUUCACCAAUACAAAUUCCUACGAAUCUCUGCAUGCUGGCCUUAACUUCACCUGAGACAAUAAUCGUAGUAAUCGAUAAUGGCUAUAACACUUCUGGAAAAUAACUGAACAACAGACUAUAACUCAACACAGAAAUCACUCACCCAUCUUUCAACACCCAACAACAGCUAAUUGAAGAACCAGAAAUUGGUGUCAAUUUUCACAAACCUCCGAAAAGUAUCAAUUUUCACCCAAAAUGACUCACAUUUACUUCUAUUUUUCUACAAAAUGAUACACAUUCUUAGAAAUUAAUUCCUGCUUCCGGCUGGCUUUUUUCUUCUCCUGACAAGUUUGAUGUUUAGAGAACCCUAGCACCAGGUGCAAUAUCUUGAGUUUUUUAAAUGGAAAGACAAAAGCAGGUGAAGCCAAAGUUACCAUCUGGAGAUGUUAUUGCACCUGCAUGGCCCCAAAGGACCCUCAAGCCACAUUUGUUUAUUACACCGCCUAAAUUAGCACCAGUCAAGCUAAUAUAUUGAGUUAGAAAUCAAUUUGAAGAAACUUAAGAGCGAUUCAGAAAAUGUUUUUCGAUGGGUGGCUAUUUAUUGAAUUAUCGUUUGAAUGCGAUCAAAAAUCAUUAAGUGCUGGUGCUGAUACAUUUGCGUAUCCAUGUUAAGAAAGGAUACUUCAAACGCAUUUUUAACAUUACAUUGUAUUAUUUUGUCAGCGUGUCUUGGCAAUACAUGCAUUGUGUAUACAUGGUUCAUAUUACAAUCAUGAUUUUUCAUGAGAAAAUUGAAGAAUAAAGGGAGCUGACCCCAAUGCUUAAAUGAUCAGGCUUUCGAUCUAUCAACUCAUUUUACUUAAUAAAAGAAUGUAAAAUACCAAAGUAGAGCUAUUUUUCUAACCCUCAAGGUGACUUGCUUACCAAUCUGCCGCCACCCUUAUCACCCAUAGUGUUCCUGCUGGCGACUCACACUGUUAUGAUAGGUGUUUGAACACCAUUAACAUUGUUAAAUCACAGGUAACAGCACAGAAAUCAAUACUUCUGGUCUAGACUUUACCAUGUUUUAAAUUAGCAACUCAUUUUAUUUGUA